Vairimorpha ceranae is the source of this 559-nucleotide messenger RNA. Its product is annotated as e3 ubiquitin ligase subunit cullin. The transcript has a single exon. NCBI's taxonomy places the organism in Eukaryota, Fungi, Microsporidia, Nosematidae. The annotation marks the transcript as partial. The record is from RefSeq and is a predicted model, not a curated record.
CAUUAUUCCAAAUAUUUUUAGAGAUGACAUAAAUAGUGUGUCUAAUAAGAAAGUUAAAUGGGCUUGGGAAUACAGUACAGUGAUAAUAGAAAUGUUAAAUAACGAGUAUAGAAUGAAUUUAAUACAAUAUCUUAUAGUAUCAUUAUUUAAUAAAUAUGAUUGUAUAACAGAAAGUAUAAUAGAAUUAGAAACAGGUUUAACAUAUAAAACAUUAUCAAAUACUAUAAAAUCAUUAAUAAAAUCAAAAUUUGUAUACUUAGAAGAUGAUAAAAUAUUCUUAUGUUGUAACUGUACUAAUAAAAAUAUUGUAGAUUUUUACAUCAAGGACCAUACAGAUGAUUCACAUGAGAUUAAUAAAGAAAUGUAUUAUCUUUCUAAAAUUGCUAAUAUAAUGAAAAGAUAUAAAAAAAUGUUAAAAGAAGAACUUGCUAACCAAAUAAAGAAUAUACAAACCGAAAAAUUUAACUUUAGAGAAGAAGAUUUUUUUAUGGGACUUAAAACUGGAAUAGAAAAGGGAAUAGUAGAAGAAUUGGAUGAUGUGUGUAUUUACAUACCAUAA